Molecule: messenger RNA, 3184 nt
Organism: Boleophthalmus pectinirostris (great blue-spotted mudskipper)
Lineage: Eukaryota; Metazoa; Chordata; Actinopteri; Gobiiformes; Gobiidae
Gene: gask1b
Product: golgi associated kinase 1B
Exons: 4
Coding region: 51-1157 (368 amino acids)
Cellular component (GO): Golgi apparatus
Source: RefSeq, a predicted model, not a curated record
UGCUAAGUUUGGGCUAAAACUUCUCCCAAUGAAAGCCAGAUAGGUUCUAAAUGGGGAAGUGUCGCUCUACGUGGCGGCGCUUCCCUUUAACCAAACUGACCAAAACUUUCCGCAGGAGCCCCUUAUUGAAGAAAACUUUAAUUAUCGCGAGCGUUUGUGCGGUUUAUCUCAUUUUCGUGACUUCGCACUUCGGAAGUUCGUCGCAGGACAGAACGACGGCGCACGAUGACGACAAGAGUGGACAUUCGCGUGGAUUGUAUCAUGCGGGAAACAGUGAAUCGAUUCCCGUCGCUGCCGUGGCUCCGACCCGGCCCAACGUGGUGUACAUAACACUGAAAUCGAAGCGUCUGAAGCCCGCUAACAUACGAGGAACUGUCAGGCCGAAGCUGAGGAGAAAGACGAAGACGCACAAGACUGGCACGUUUGCUUUUACGCACGGCCGGGGUGAUUCUUCGGAGCGUGACGCGAACCAAACCAUUGCGCUACACACUCCCUGGAGCGAUAUAAAGAAGCUGGAUUACAAACACGUGGAUAUCCCUGAUAACAGUCCUUGCCCGGUGGUGCAGUGGGCGUCCUCCCCUCCCUCCCCUGUGCACAUCACAUGGGCACAGUACCAGCGCUCGCUCAAGCACAAGUGCUGGCUCAAGAACAUCUCUCCAAAGUCUGACUCUGACUGUUCCUCCAUCCAUCACCACGAAUGGAGCAGACUGGCAAUGUUCGACUUCCUAUUACAGAAUCACCGGCGCUUGGACCCUCAGUGCUGUGGCUUCAGGCCUCGUCUCCAGGAUGAGUGUGGAGGCUCAGGGUGCAGCAGGCUGGAGGACAUGGAGCUGGAACAUCUCACCCACACUGAGGAAGACCCACGACACCUUCUCUUCACCCACAACACAGGCUUCUUUGACCACAACGAAGACAACCUGGACUUCAGACUGCUGGAGGGCAUCACAGAACUUCCAGCUGCUGCGGUGGCAGUGCUCCAGAAUGGCAGGCUGAGGGAGCGGCUCCUUCAAUCCCUCUUCAUAGACCAGACGUUCUGGGAGAGCCAGGGCGGGAGACAGGGCAUCGACAAAAUCAUCGGAGUACUGGAGAAACGCGCUCAAGUCCUGCUCACCUACAUCAAUGCACACGGAAUCACACUCACCCCUAUCAGCACAUGAGGGACCUGCACAGAGAUGAAGGAACACAAGAAAUGACGUUUUACUGGAUUCUGGAUUACUUACUUGUAAACUGUGAUUGGUUAUUUAAAGAGGGAGUAUUAUAAUUUCAUUGAAUUAACUGCUAACACAUAACAUAUUUAGAUCACCAUGUUAUCUUUUAUUGUUUUGAAAAUGCCGAAAACAUUAUCUUUAAUAAUAAGUUUUAGUUUUGUUUUUCAUUUCAUUCAGAGUUACCCCUCUCUUUGCUCCCCAUGUUAAGUCACUGCCCCUUCAGAGCAUGAUCACAUUUCAAUCAGCAUGCAUCCUGCUCAUGAAACUACUGCACAUUGCAUUAGGUUUGCGAAGUUGUAGUGUAUUGUUUUGUAUCAUGCUUUUGUAUAUUUAUGGAGAACUGUCGUGUAGGAGCAUGGGUGAUGUAGGCUUGUGGGCAGAGCUUUGGACAGCAACAACUUUUUGUUGAGGGAACAACAUUAUAACAUGGCAGGAAGCUCCAAAAAGUAAAUUUACAAUAAUAUUGCCUCUUUAAAGGUAGUAUGUAACUACUCUGUUGGAUGUUUUUGCUUGUUUCCAUAGAAAUUAUUUUGCUUAUCUUGGGAUGUUCUAUCUAGAGACAAACAGGUGCCACAAGAUCAAGCUACAAGUUAGAUUUGUGACGAGGCAACCUCCCACUUAAAAAGAAUGUAUGUUUGUGAGGCAUUUUUGAGAAAUAGAAAUGCCUAUAAUGAAGAUUGAAAUGUUUAAUGUAGGGGUGGAACAUUAAUUAACAUGAAUUGUCAGUGCACUAUGUCGUGGUACAUCAAUUAUACUGACACACAGUUCCAACUACAACAACAAUGGGGCAUGAAAGCUCUCUGGGUCUGAUGCACAGUAAAUUUGUAUUCAAAAAACUACCUGUUGAAUGCAAUGACAAAGCCACUGUGCAGGCAAGUACUGACAAAGGCAUUGUGCAGAGAAGUUUGCAUAUUACAGAAGCACCUCAAACCUACAAUACUAUUUAAAUGCAAAACAUGUCACAGCGAGCACAGAAACUGCUGGAGCUGUUGGCGGAAACAGUCCUGGUCCAAGUACAGACAAGAGGUCGUAGGAGCCCAAAGUCGAACAAAUGGCAUGCUUCAGGAAGAAAAUUUGUAAAUGAGUAAGGCAAAUAUUGUUAUGUGAUUAAAGCCUGAUUUCUGAAGUCCCACCCCUAGUUUAAUGCCUCACGGUCGAAACAUUUCUACCUAAACAAUAAAAUUUCUUUGUAAACAAGCAGGCGGUGGACCCCUCACUAGAAGAGUUACAUAUUGCAUCUUUGAACAUCAGAGUGAUGUGUUAAAGAUGCAUAAUAACUGCAUAAUCAUUCUAUCAUUACUGUAUUAUUCAUCAUAACACUUGUAUUUUACAGUUACAUUACUUCUGCUAAUAUUGUGCCUAUUAUACACUACAUCGCACUGGGGGUUCAGCAGCUUCCAUGGUGACACAAACAAUACCAAACACUCUCAAAAAAGUUUUUAAAUCAUUUGGAAACUCAAGAAAAACAACAUGGAUUUAAACAUUUUAAGGAGCCCGUGAUCAAUGUGAGCAUUCCUGAUCCUGUUUAGAGGUUUGAUUUUACAAAAAAAAAGAUGAGUGACUGAUAAACUUUUGACUAAAGCGAUAGCUUGUGACUCUAAUUUUAUGUGUACGAGACUUGUUUAACAACACAAAUCAGCUCACGUGUUGUAGUUCCAGGCAGUACAGCCUUUUCUGGUCAGAUUAUGUUAAAAUAAAACUGAGAUGAAGUCUAACUUGAGGAACAGACCUUGUAACAGAGUAGUGCUUCCAGUUAGCUUCACACCCCCAGGGAAUGUUGAUGAUAUCAGCUGCAAAGUAUCAAUUGGCAACUCUUAAUAAUACUGGUGCAAUACUAUUCAUGCAAACUCAUAACAGAUUUCAACCAGAGGAGGAAUUUUCUCGCAUAUUUGCCUCAUAAAAAAACUAACUUCCAGUUACUUUUUUGUGUAUAAAGUUAUAAAUGCUUUUGUCUUAGAGAUAAAACCAGCACAAUU